Molecule: messenger RNA, 1227 nt
Organism: Colossoma macropomum (tambaqui)
Lineage: Eukaryota; Metazoa; Chordata; Actinopteri; Characiformes; Serrasalmidae
Product: high mobility group protein B2-like
Exons: 5
Coding region: 256-906 (216 amino acids)
Biological process (GO): regulation of transcription by RNA polymerase II
Molecular function (GO): DNA binding, bending
Source: RefSeq, a predicted model, not a curated record
AUUUAAGGUGGACCGUGGAAUUCUCCUCAGCCUCGUCAGCGCGAGCUGUUCCGCUGGGGGAUGGAAAAGCGGGAAAGAGAAUAGGAGAGGCCAUUGUUCUAGUCGGGUUAGCAUUAGCAUUAGCAGCGGAGCCGUAACUGCGGGUCGACAGUCCCGUAUUAGACCGAUUAGACCCCGGACUCGGCGGAGACACGGCGGAGACUCGGGCCCACGGUACUGUACUCGGGCAGAACCCUCCUUAAGAGCAGUAACAUCAUGGUGAAAGACGCGAACAGGCCGAAAGGCAGGACCUCUGCGUACGCGUUCUUCGUCCUGUCCUGCAGGGAUGAGCUCAAAAAGAAAAGCCCCACCACUCCAGUGAACUUCAGCAAGUUCUCCAAGAGCUGCUCGGAACAGUGGAAGGCUCUGAGUCCAUCAGAGAAGAAGAAGUUUGAGGACCUGGCGAAGGCUGACAAGGCUCGCUACGACGAGGAGAUGAGGCACUACGUCCCCCCAAAGGGCAUGGGCAAGAAGCAGAGGAAGAAGAAGGACCCCAACGCUCCCAAACGGCCCCCGUCAGCGUUUUUUAUCUUCUGUUCUGAACACAGACCCACGGUGAAAAGCGAGUACCCCAACUUGUCUAUCGGCGAAAUCGCCAAAAAGCUGGGAGAGAUGUGGUCCAAGCUGGGCACGAAGGACCGCGCGCCCUUCGAUCAGAAGGCCGUCCAGCUACGUGGGAAGUAUGAGAAGGAUGUCGCCGCGUACCGCGCUGGAGGCGGAGCUCCUAAAAGAGGACCCGGCCGACCCACAGGCUCCACCAAGAAAGCCCAGGCAGACCCUGACGACGACGAGGAUGACGACGAUGAGGACGAAGACGAGGAGGACGAGGACGAAGAGGAGGAGGAUGAAGAUGAUGACGACAAGUAGAGGGGGGCUCGCGUGUUGGCUCUGCUGCGUUUCUGCAGGCUUACCUAGCCGGGCGGAGCUUUUAGAGUGUGUGCUGGUUGGGUUAUUAUUCUUGCUGUCCAUCGUUUCAGGAUCUGUGUACAGUCGUGUGGGAAGUUCUGUUUCUGUUUUAUUCUCAUUUUUUUAAAACUCUAAAACAGUGUAAGCAAUAACUUUGAAACGAAGCGGUUUUGAUUUCUUUAUUUUUAUAAGAGUUUUUGUUUCGGAAAUGUGUAGAGUACUCGUCUCUUCUUUUGUUUUUGGUUUUUUUAAUAAUAAAGCUGUGUUCUUAUGCACUCUUCA